Molecule: messenger RNA, 547 nt
Organism: Eriocheir sinensis (Chinese mitten crab)
Lineage: Eukaryota; Metazoa; Arthropoda; Malacostraca; Decapoda; Varunidae
Product: glutamate receptor ionotropic, delta-1-like
Exons: 3
Coding region: 17-547 (176 amino acids)
Cellular component (GO): membrane
Molecular function (GO): glutamate-gated receptor activity
Source: RefSeq, a predicted model, not a curated record
UGGGGACGGAGUGGCGAUGUACCGACGCUGUCUGUUCUGCAACGAGGGCGACGUGGGCAUAGUGGAGCUGUACCCCAAGAGCCUGCGGCCUGGUGCGGCGGCAAGGGACCAGUUGCUGUUUCCCGACGACGCUGAGGGCUUCCACGGCCACAGGUUCCGGGUGGUGGCCAUGGAGUACUUCCCGUACAUCAGUUACACGCGGCAGGAGAGCGGUGCCCUGCGCCUCACCGACUCCCUCAACACGCGCAUGAUCACCCACCUGGCGGAGUUCCUAAACUUCACGUACGAGGUGAAGGAGCCAGACGACAGCCAGUGGGGGCUGGAGGCUGAUGGGGGCAACUGGACCGGUAUAGUAGGCACCCUCCAGCACGAGAAAGCGGACUUUUCAAUGGACCUCACUCUGACGCCCCAAAGAGCGGCUGUGGUGGACUUCUGUAGGGUUUACAUCGACGAGAACAUGGUCAUUUUGUCCUUGAAGCCUCGGCCUCCACCUGAGUAUUUAUCGCUCAUCAGGCCUUUUGAAAGUAAGUGGUGCAGCUGUACAUGA